AAAUCAGAUUCUUGGAGAGAAUAGUCCAAACUAUAGGCACAGAAGACGAUCAUAAACCCCUAAAAACCCCGUCACGCUGCAGAGUUGCGGCAAAAAAACCAGAAAUGGACUCAUCAUCAUCGUCUUCUUCUCCUUCCUCUUCCUCUUUAAACCUCGCAUUGGCGGCUUUGUUCGGCGCCUCGGUAAUGGCCAUCUCCGCCUUCUUCAUCCACAAGCGCUCCGUCGACCAAGUCCUCGACCGCCUCCUCAAACUCCGCACCGCCACCCAACGCCACCCUCCCUCCUUCUCCUCCUCCGCCGCCGCAGAGGAUCCCUCUCUCGCUUCCGAAGAUGACGAGGAGAUUGAGAUUGCCGUGGACGAGGAGGAGAUUGAGGAGGUUGCUACGGACGACGACGUUCUUAGUCGGUACAGAGUCUCGUCUUCGAUGCCGAAUGUAGCUUUAUCGAACCACUGGUUUGACGAUCGGCCGACGGAGUUCGGGAACCGAGCGGCGGCGUCGGCUUCUUGGGAUAAGCUCAAUUUGAUUCCCUCUGGCCUACCGCCUCUUCAUACUGCUCGAAAAGAUGGACAGGAUCACUAUGUGAAUAAGUCUGGUUCUAAGAUCCGGGUUGGAUCUGGUGGCAGGCUGAUGACUCCAAGAUCCUCGCGUGGCUAUGCAUUUGAUAGUACAGGAGAUUCUGACGAUGAAGGAACAGAGGUUUCAACUGGGCAGGACAUCCUCUUCACCUAUGAGAACCUCAACUCUUCAGCUGAUAUAAUCAAUUUGCAUGCUAACAACUCCGACAUUCAUAAUGUAUCCGCUCCUCCAUUUGAAGUUGACAACAGUAGCUGUAUUCCAGAUCAGAAUUGUAGAGCGACUGCAAAUGAAGCAGAAGAAAAUGUAGUUCUGCAUGAUGCUAGAAAGGCAGAUACAGCCUUGAUGCAUGCCGUGGGAAAUGAUCCAAUUGUCACCAAUAAUAUUAUACCCCAGACAACAACAAUGAAUGAAUCAACGGACAAAGAAGAGGAGGAAGUAUGGAAGAUGAUUCGUGGUUGUUUGGAUUUGCGAGAGAGGUACGUCUACAGGGAAAAUGUUGCUCCAUGGAUGAAGGCACCUGUGGAAGGAUCUUCUGCAUCAGGAGUGAAUAGUGAUCCACUUUGCUUUGUCCCUGUUGAAGCAACUGCUCACCACUUUAGGAUGGAAGAUGGAGUUGUACGCGUUUAUGCAAGUGAGAAUGACGCCACAGAUCUUUUCCCUGUUGCAAGUUCAACUAUGUUUUUCACCGAUAUGCAUCACCUCCUAAAAGUUAUGUCCAUUGGAAAUGUUCGCUCUGCAUGCCAUCACCGAUUGCGAUUUCUUGAGGAGAAAUUCCGCCUUCAUCUGUUAGUAAAUGCAGACACGGAGUUCCUAGCUCAGAAGAGCGCGCCUCAUCGUGAUUUCUACAAUAUCAGAAAAGUUGAUACACACGUCCAUCAUUCUGCUUGCAUGAACCAGAAGCAGCUUCUGCGCUUUAUUAAGUCAAAACUUAGAAACGAACCAGAUGAGGUUGUCAUAUUUCGUGAUGGAAUGUAUUUUACACUUAAAGAAGUCUUUGAAAGCCUGCAGCUAACAGGUUAUGACCUUAAUGUUGAUCUUAUGGAUGUUCAUGCUGAUAAAAGCACAUUUCAUCGAUUUGACAAAUUCAAUCUCAAGUAUAAUCCUUGUGGACAGAGCAGACUCAGAGAGAUCUUUCUGAAGCAGGACAAUCUCAUCCAAGGUCGUUUCAUAGCAGAGGUGACAAAGCAGGUUUUAUCAGAUCUUGAAGCAAGCAAAUACCAGAUGGCAGAGUAUAGGGUUUCCAUCUAUGGAAGAAAACAAAGUGAAUGGGAUCAGCUGGCAAGUUGGUUCAUUAACAAUGAACUAUAUAGCGAGAAUGUUGUUUGGUUAAUCCAGCUCCCUCGGCUAUAUAACGUGUACAAGAGCAUGGGAACUGCUACAUCAUUUCAGAAUAUUUUAGACAAUGUAUUUAUUCCACUUUUUGAAGUCACAGUUGAUCCGAAUUCUCAUCCUCAUCUACAUAUGUUCCUGAUGCAGGUUGUGGGCUUUGACCUUGUAGAUGAUGAGAGUAAACCAGAAAGACGUCCCACCAAACACAUGCCAAAGCCUGCUGAAUGGACAAAUGAGUUCAACCCUGCAUAUUCGUACUAUGCUUAUUAUUGCUAUGCAAAUUUGUAUACGCUCAAUAAGCUUCGUGAAUCAAAAGGAAUGCCAGCAAUAAGGUUGCGGCCGCACUGUGGGGAGGCAGGUGAUGUUGACCAUUUGGCUGCUGCUUUCCUUCUAUGCCAUAAUAUCUCUCAUGGGAUCAUUUUGCGGAAAUCUCCUGUUUUGCAGUAUUUGUAUUACCUUGCUCAGAUUGGAUUGGCCAUGUCGCCACUGAGUAACAAUUCUCUUUUCCUGGACUACCAUCGCAACCCAUUUCCAAUGUUCUUCCAGCGUGGGUUAAAUGUUUCACUUUCGACUGAUGAUCCCCUGCAAAUUCAUUUAACAAAAGAACCUCUCGUGGAAGAAUAUAGCGUUGCAGCAAAGGUGUGGAAGCUCACUUCCUGUGACCUUUGUGAGAUAGCAAGAAACUCGGUAUAUCAAUCUGGAUUCUCACAUGCAUCUAAGCUGCAUUGGCUCGGUAGCAAAUAUUUCAAGAGUGGUCCUGAAGGAAAUGAUAUUCACCAGUCAAAUGUACCAGAUUUGAGGAUAUCCUUCCGAUAUGCGACAUGGAAAGAGGAGAUGCAGUAUGUGUAUUCAGGAAUGGCCAGGCUUCCCAAAGAAAUAGAUUUUUGAGCCAAACGAAGCAUUUGAGCAAAGAAGAAUUUAACUCGUGAGUAGUUUUGGGGCAUAAAUCUCAAGCCUAAGAUUGCCAUUUUUUGAGGCCAUGAUUCUUCCAAAUGGGUCGUAUCACCUAACGAAACAACUCAUGGCUUCAAGCAUUGUUAAAGCUUGUGAACAAUUCUGGCUGCUAUAUCUGUUCGUUAACAUUACAGCUAACACACCUGGAGCUAGGUUUUUUUUUUUUUUUUUGGCUCUCUAGAGGAGGAAGGUAUAUUAGAAUAAUCACUCCAGUUUAUGUAGUUUUCCGAUGAUGAGCAAAUCAUGCACAUCCAGUUUGGUCAUAGAAAACCAAUUUUAUGUAGGCAACUGCUACUACUUAGUAUAGGUGUUUGAAUAGUUUGCACUGUGGUUGCAUAAUGAACGCGUUUCCGAUUGAUAUGAAGUUUUGUAGAAAUGAUCAUCGAUUUUUGACUUGC
Rhododendron vialii is the source of this 3259-nucleotide messenger RNA. RefSeq names its product AMP deaminase-like. Gene Ontology annotation, biological process: IMP salvage; AMP metabolic process. Gene Ontology annotation, molecular function: AMP deaminase activity. Bases 105 to 2795 code for a protein of 896 amino acids. The transcript is spliced from 19 exons. Gene Ontology annotation, cellular component: cytosol. The record is from RefSeq and is a predicted model, not a curated record. Lineage: Eukaryota; Viridiplantae; Streptophyta; Magnoliopsida; Ericales; Ericaceae.